This is a messenger RNA of Colletotrichum orchidophilum, 396 nucleotides long. RefSeq lists its product as uncharacterized. Lineage: Eukaryota; Fungi; Ascomycota; Sordariomycetes; Glomerellales; Glomerellaceae. The record is from RefSeq and is a predicted model, not a curated record. Bases 1 to 396 code for a protein of 131 amino acids. The transcript has a single exon.
AUGAGGCGCAUUGACCUUGGAGGAGCUGCAUUUCGUCCUUGUAUUUCGUCCUUCUGGGAAUCCGCGCCGUCGUCAUCUUCGUCACCGAGCUUCCCUACAUCAUCCACAAGAAGGGGUGGACCAGUUUCUGUCACCAACAUCAAUUGUCCGAGGAUACUGCACGCCCUUGGUUCUGUCUCCUACAUAUUGCAGCAGAUCUUGUUAGCUGUCUGUGAGCGCAAGCUAGUUUGGCUUUGGCGUGAGCACCAGAUCGAAAAGGCGCUGCUUGGACAGAGCACCGGUGUGGUAUUGGCGACCAUUAUUGCAGGAUUUACCUUCAUUGUUGCAAUCGAGGCGUACCAUAAAAUGCGGAUUCAUUCGGAAAUCAAACCGAGAAGACGACGGACCGUCGUCUAG